Callorhinus ursinus (northern fur seal) is the source of this 321-nucleotide messenger RNA. NCBI's taxonomy places the organism in Eukaryota, Metazoa, Chordata, Mammalia, Carnivora, Otariidae. The record is from RefSeq and is a predicted model, not a curated record.
AUGGUGAAUGUUCCUAAAAGCUGCUGGACUUUACGUAAGAGGUGUGGCAAGCAGCAGCCCCACAAAAUGACCCAAUACAAGAAGGACAAGGAUGCUCUGUACGCCCAGGGAAAGCAGCAUUAUGACAGGCAGCAGAGUAGCUAUGAUUGGCACACUAAGCCGAUUUUCUGGAAAAAAAACCCUAAAACUACAAAGAGGAUUGUGAAGCUUGAAUGUGUUGAACCCAACUGCAGAUCUAAGAAAAUGCUGGCUACUGAGAGAUGCAAGAAUUUUGAAUUGGGAGGAGAGAAGAAGAGAAAGAGCCAAGUGAUCCAGUUCUAA